Messenger RNA from Cucurbita maxima (winter squash), 1052 nucleotides. RefSeq names its product vesicle transport protein GOT1-like. Gene Ontology annotation, biological process: retrograde transport, endosome to Golgi; endoplasmic reticulum to Golgi vesicle-mediated transport. The transcript has 7 exons. The record is from RefSeq and is a predicted model, not a curated record. Lineage: Eukaryota; Viridiplantae; Streptophyta; Magnoliopsida; Cucurbitales; Cucurbitaceae. Bases 276 to 698 code for a protein of 140 amino acids.
UGGCACGUGCCUGCAUUGCUCUCCUCGUCGUGUUAGAGUUCAGCCAUUUCUGUCUGCACUUCAGGUUCUUCUCUCUUUCUCCUUUCAACGACUCGAACAUCGUUCCCCAAACUCGUCAUCAAAGAUCCAUACACCUUCAAUUCUUCGUUUCUACUUCUUUUGAUCCCGUUCUUCUUGUUCAAGCAUCACGGCCCUGCAAUUUGGCGCUCUCUCUUUUGCUCUAACUGAUUUCAUACAUUGAAGGCAGGGAGGUGAAUUUAUAUUGUUCAGCAGAUAUGGUUUCCUUCGAAAUGAAUGACCGCAAGAAGAUUGGGCUAGGACUUACAGGAUUUGGGAUAUUUUUCUCAAUCUUGGGAAUUAUCUUCUUCUUUGACAAGGGAUUACUUGCUAUGGGAAAUAUCCUGUUCGUCUCAGGAGUAACUCUCACCAUUGGACUCAAGUCAACCAUGCAGUUCUUUAUGAAACGUCAAAAUUUUAAGGGAACAAUUUCUUUUGGUUUAGGGUUCUUCUUUGUUAUCAUAGGAUGGCCAAUUUUUGGCAUGAUAUUGGAAACAUAUGGUUUCAUUGUCCUUUUCAGUGGCUUCUGGCCAACAUUGGCAGUCUUUAUUCAGAAAAUUCCUAUUCUUGGAUGGUUAUUCCAGCAACCAUUUGUCAGAUCGUUCGUCGACAAAUAUCGGGGUAGACGUGUUCCCGUUUGAGCAGGGAGGUUAUAAAUCCGUUGGAAGGUGAACUUGUAAGUUGUAAACCACUCUUGCUUGGAGGCCCAAUUUUUGUUCAGAUGGCGAGAGUAGAUAACACUCUCGCAGUUGGUAAUGAUGAGGACUAUGUUAUCCCAAAAAAAGAAAAAAAAAAUGAAGGAAAGCUAAAGAACUAAGAAACAAACAUAAACUCUUUUUUGCAUUUUUCUUUUUGGGUUUUGAUAUUUCAUUUGUGUAAAGAGUAAUUGUGAGUUGUAGUUGAACAUUCUAUAGUUGCUAAUUUUCAAAAUUCUUGGUGUCAUUCUUUGUAUUUACAUUAAUGAUGAAAGGAUAUGGUCAGAUUUUUAUGGGUUA